This is a messenger RNA of Callithrix jacchus (white-tufted-ear marmoset), 6751 nucleotides long. It is a transcript of the gene FOXJ2, whose product is annotated as forkhead box J2. The record is from RefSeq and is a predicted model, not a curated record. Lineage: Eukaryota; Metazoa; Chordata; Mammalia; Primates; Cebidae. Gene Ontology annotation, cellular component: nucleus. Gene Ontology annotation, molecular function: DNA-binding transcription factor activity, RNA polymerase II-specific; RNA polymerase II cis-regulatory region sequence-specific DNA binding. Gene Ontology annotation, biological process: regulation of transcription by RNA polymerase II.
CACCCUUCACCCUGGGCCUUUUCACAUGGAGAGUGGGCUCUCAUCAAAGUCAUGGUGGCAUCUGGUGUCCUGGCCUUGCCCAGGGCAUGCCGAGGUCAGCUUCGCAUUGGCCAGAGGUGUUCGUUCCCUCCAGCAUAUUCCCUUGACAAGAAAAGCAAUCUGUUCUUACUCAUCCUGUCUCCGACACCGAGAGGCCUCCUCUCCUGCCAUUUCCAUUCCUAGCUGGAUGCAUGCCUCUGCCCGUAAAAUCCAAAGGGAAAAUGGGAAUCCCACAUGUUCUGAGGCGAGAAGAAAGUAUGCAGGGGAAUGCCAACUCCUGGGUUGAAAUGCUUCCUUGAUGCUGCCCCAGUCUCCUUCUCCACUCCUGUUUUUUGCUCACAAUUUUUCAAGGAAAAUUAGAUCCUGGAUACAAAGGGAAGAGGGCUGCUGCUCUUCCAUCUAAAUAAGUUGAUGACUGGGAAGAUUUGGCUUUUGAGGAGUAUAUAAAAUUUCCUUCCAGAAAAGUACCUAAGAGUCUCAUCCUCUCCCUUCCUGUUUCUUGUUCAGUUCUGAGUCUCCGGAACCUUGUGUUAAAGUUUUCUUUCAUAAGCUAGGGAAUUAUCAAAGUCCAGAAUCUUCAGAAAAGGCAGGAAAAGGGUACCAGGAAAUCCUCCCUGUGAAGCCUGGACUGUUUUUAGGGGAGGUCACUAGCUGGGUGUCUGCUUUCCUUCCUCGCCAUUAGCAGAUACCCUAUCUUCUUUCUCACAGCAAGGCCAAGUUGUGAAGGAGGCUUCAUCUGACUUGGGUUUUCAUAUUUUCUCCUCUCUCUGGGGCAUGGGUGAGGUCUGCCUAAGUUCCUGAGUACAGUCACUUGUCCUGGAAGUUACCUGUUCAUGUGGUAUAUGAGAUAGGGCACAGCUUUGUGUGGCUGUGCUGUAGGACAACAUGCAUAUACUUCUUAAUUCAGGUGAGUGUGGCUCUCUCUGUUUCGAGUGGGUAUGUGUGUGGAGACAGGUACUUAACGUGUUUUUCAGACUAUACUUCGGUUACCUAGAAUUGUAUGUUUCUGGUGAGCUUUUAGAAGCAGGUGCCCUUGUGCAAGGACAUGGAGAGGUGGUGGUAAGGAUGCCCACCUGAGGAGAAAGGCUCGGCCUCCCCCAGCCAGUGGGAGCACUCAUGACUGUCUACAGGACAGUCCUUUAAGCAGCAGGGAAGCCCAGUCUCAGAUUGGGAUCAUUUCUUCUAGGACCAAUAAGAGAGCUUCACUGCUGAUACCUCUAGUCUCAAAAGGAUGAAGAUCCUUGACUCCUAACUCCGGAACUCCCUCCCCUACCUUUUACAAAAGAGGCCACUCUAGUUAACAGCAGCCUGUUUCUUUCAAAGUACUUCACCAGAUGCUGGCGUGCACCUGCCUGAUGGCUCAGGGUGAACGGGAUCCCACCUCUAAGUACACCACGUCCAUGCAGUUUAACUGGCGCUGCACUGAGUUCCCAACCCUCCUUGCCUCUUGAAUCAGUUAGAAGCAGAUGGCUACUGGGUGGGAUUAACUGUGGUUUACGGAGUGUGCUUUCCCAAACCAUGCCUUAAACCUAGUUCUCCUGGAAGAUAAGAAAUGAUGGUCCCUCCUUCCUUAAUUCUUGGAGUCUUCCUGAUCCUAGCAUUAGCCAAUACUGGAUGAUAUUAUCUCCAAAGGAAUCGUUUGAGAGUCUGACAUCCUGAAACCCACUGCAGACUCGGAGCAGGCUUUGUAAUACAAACCACUGCAGGCUUGCAGCUUCCACUCCUAUCUCUAUAGUCUGUCAGUUUGCUAAUUUUUAAUUUCUAGUGUUCUCUUUUUUUCCCCCAGUCAAAAACUAUAGCUACAGUUAAAUAGCCCUUAGUAAGUGCUCAAAAAAAUGUUAACUGAAGGUAAUCCUUGCAACAUAGUGGAGCUGUGAUUGAAACCUGGGCAGCCUGACUCCUCAUGUGCUACACCUAGCCACUGCCGUCUUCGUUCUGACAUUCUGUACAGGGCAGGAAGUUAUCACACUUUAAUACCUGACAUUGGCAUUAGAACAAUUAGUGGCCUUUCAGAUAAAAUGGGAAGAAAACUGAGUCUGUUAUUGUGGAUCUUACAUGUUGCAUCCAGGAGCGGUCUUUCACUCCCAGAAUGUCUGUCUGUCUGUUUUUCUCUGCCUUUCUCCCAGUUCUGUAGUCUUCAUUAGACGGCCCGUGGAUGUGAUGGAGCCUGCCCUUUGGCUGCCUUUCCCAGCUUCUAUGGGUAUUUCCUUUUAGUCUUCCAGCACACACAGAAGAAUGCGGCCUGACUCAGGUUCUGCCCAAACCCCGUGGCAUGAGGCCCACCUGGAGAGAGAGGUCUGGGUAACUAGAACCCAGAAGUACCAUGGCUUCUGACCUAGAGAGUAGCCUCACCUCCAUAGACUGGCUCCCCCAGCUGACCCUCCGAGCUACCAUUGAGAAGCUGGGAAGUGCCUCCCAGGCUGGGCCUCCCGGGAGCAGCCGCAAGUGUUCACCAGGCUCACCCACAGAUCCUAAUGCCACCCUUAGCAAAGACGAGGCAGCAGUUCACCAGGACGGCAAGCCACGAUACAGCUAUGCCACCCUCAUCACCUAUGCCAUCAACUCCUCUCCAGCCAAGAAGAUGACCCUCAGCGAGAUUUACCGCUGGAUCUGUGAUAACUUCCCCUAUUAUAAGAAUGCUGGCAUUGGUUGGAAGAAUUCAAUACGGCACAACCUGUCUCUCAACAAGUGCUUCCGGAAGGUGCCCAGACCUCGAGAUGACCCCGGGAAGGGUUCCUACUGGACAAUUGACACCUGCCCUGACAUUUCCCGAAAGAGAAGACAUCCUCCAGAUGAUGAUCUGUCCCAAGACUCACCAGAACAGGAGGCAAGCAAGAGCCCACGGGGAGGCAUUCCAGGGAGUGGAGAAGCCUCGCUGCCUCCCGAGGGGAAUCCUCAGAUGUCACUUCAGAGUCCCACAUCUAUUGCUAGCUACAGCCAAGGCACAGGAUCUGUGGAUGACGGAGCAGUGGCAGCAGGGGCUUCAGGCCGAGAAAGUGCUGAGGGUCCUCCUCCCCUCUAUAACACCAACCAUGACUUUAAAUUCUCCUAUUCAGAGAUCAACUUUCAGGAUCUAAGCUGGUCCUUCCGCAACCUCUAUAAAUCCAUGCUGGAGAAGUCCUCUUCCUCCUCUCAGCACGGCUUUUCGUCUCUCCUGGGGGACAUCCCACCCUCGAACAACUACUACAUGUAUCAGCAGCAGCAGCCACCGCCACCUCAACAACAGCAGCAGCAGCCGCCACCACAGCCACCACCCCAGCAAUCCCAACCACAGCAGCAGCAGGCACCUGCCCAGGGCCCCUCAGCUGUAGGGGGUGCUCCUCCAUUGCACACCCCAAGCCCAGAUGGUUGUACCCCACCAGGGGGAAAGCAAGCUGGGGCAGAAGGCUAUGGGCCUCCCCCUGUGAUGGCCAUGCAUCCACCUCCACUGCAGCAUGGAGGCUACCACCCUCAUCAGCACCAUCCCCACCCCCACCCUACCCAGCAGCCACCACCUCCACAGCCACAGGCACAAGGCCAGGCUCCCAUCAACAGCACUGGCUUUGCCUUUCCUUCUGACUGGUGCUCUAAUAUUGACUCUUUAAAGGAAAGCUUCAAGAUGGUGAAUCGGCUCAACUGGUCCAGCAUUGAGCAGUCACAGUUCUCAGAACUAAUGGAGAGUCUACGACAGGCAGAGCAGAAGAACUGGACCCUCGACCAGCAUCACAUUGCCAAUCUGUGUGACUCCCUCAACCACUUCCUUACUCAGACUGGUCAUGUGACCCCCCAAGGGGGUACCCACCGGCCACCAGCCCCUGCCCGUAUUGCUGACUCUUGUGCCCUCACCAGUGGCAAACAGGAGUCAGCCAUGAGCCAAGUAAACUCUUAUGGGCACCCACAAGCUCCCCACCUCUACCCUGGCCCAUCACCAAUGUACCCAAUCCCCACCCAGGACUCAGCAGGCUACAAUCGCCCAGCACACCAUAUGGUCCCUCGGCCCCCAGUGCCACCUCCUGGUGCCAAUGAGGAGAUCCCUGAUGACUUCGACUGGGACUUGAUCACUUAGUGCAUCACAGAGUGUGGACAUCAGCCCAGGGCCGAGUGGUGAAGUCUGGCAGUGGGGAAAGAGCAACCCCAGCCCUUCCCUUCCCCUCCAUCUGUAUAUAGACAUAUAUCCUCUUUUUGUUCUUUCUCUGUCAGAGAAGCCACCGCAAGAUGCUGCCGAAGAUAACCCCCCUUUCCUGCCUCGUUCUUCUCUUUUCCUUCCUGUUUUUUCCCCAACUCUUUUAUUAUUAUUCUUAUAUUAUUAUUAUUAUUAUUAUUGGUUAUAUACUGUCCGCCGUCCCUACACCAUGGAUCAUGUUCACCUCUUGCUAAUGUAAAAUCAUCAGGCUGGAAGAUGAAGCCACGAUUGCUACAGAGAAAGGUUUCAAAGUCUAGUUUACCUUUUUCUUGGAGAAACUGAAUGCUAAUCCCACCUUUUGGCCCUAAAUUAUUUUUUGUUCCCGUCAGUUUCAGGCCAGGACUGGAGAGGCCACAUGAUCAAAUAGAAAGGGUCUGAAACAUUACUUGGCAGCCAAGAAUUUGGAGAUUUUAAAAUGGUGCUAAUUCUGUCCUUUGAGGCCUUCCUUGUCCCUUUAUACUGUCAAUCCUUACUUCUGCCAGUCUGCAUUUCCUAUCAAGGGUAAAAGUGAUGACGGUGGUGCAGGAGGGUGACAAUAAAAUCCUAGUGGAAUUGGGGACCUGGGUUAGAAGAGACGGAAUAUAAGUCAGUGUGAAACUGGGUGUGCUCUGUCAUGGUACAUCAGUGUCCAUUGGCUGAUUUUGAGCCCAUUCUCUGAGAGGAUAGGAUUGGUUUUAGCCCAGACUCUGCUUCUAUGGUAGGGCAUGAGGACAACUAUUCAGCAUUGCUUUAGCUUCUUGGAGAUGAUUCCAACUUAACUAUUUUGGCUUUGAAAAGUAUUUUUCUUUGAAAAUUAAUUGUGGCUCUUAUUUGUAUUUACGGAUUAUCUUCCCAUCCCUGUUUCUCAUUCAGCAAAUAUUAGCUUGUCCUCCUUUGAUUGUUUGCUCAAAUCUUCAACCCAUCUUUUUCUUUCCUCAUUUUUCUGGGAUUCUCAAGAAAGAAAAAGUAACCCGUUAUCACGCUGAGUUUUGUUGUGUCCUAAGACAUGAUGAGAAUCUCUUUCCCACCUCUCAUAGCAGAACCAAACCUUUAGUGUUGGUGGUAGGAGGAUGAGGAGAAGGAAAGGGAGAUGGCAAAGAAAUGGAUAGGGAAUAUUUUAGUUCUUUAAAUAUAUAGGCAGAUGCUUCUCUUAGAAUCCAGAUCAUCUGGCUGAAGCUUUUGCAAGUAGGCUUUUGAGGGGUGAAGGAGAUUGGUGGAGGAGAGUAAAUAAUCUAGAGGCAAGAAUUCAGUGAGGGCCAAGGGGGACCCCCAGAAAAAAGGCAUAGAGCUAACUCAUCUACUUUUACAAGGGGUGGCUAUGAUUUACUGUUGCAAAGUACUCAGUGUAUUUUAAUGUUAAUUGCUGAAUUUUAGUUAUGAGAGGGAAAAACAAUUUUACUUCUGUCCUUAUUUCACUUGCUGAAAAUCUGUGGUACAAAAUGUAUGGAAUAGACAAGGCCACUUUCUUUGUGAUUUCUGCUUUUCAUUCAUGUUAUUUUAUUUACCCAUGAUUUCCGAGAGAUUUGGCUUUCUGCUCUCCUGCUUUUUUCUUUCAUCCACCCCUUUCCUUUUUUUGGAAGGGGGUUAUAUAUGAGAGUUUAUUGAAGAAGUCCAGUGAGGCUGAAGUAAAGAGGCAAGAUAGGGCAGUUAACUAAAGAGCACUUUAUUUCUUUAAAGCCUUGUAAAAAAGAAAUGGGGGUGCGAGUGGCUUGACUCUCCCAUGAUGCUGGCGGGCACUUAGUGGGGUUGAAGUAUGAUAUAAUAUUUCCCUUUGGGGAAAGGAGAAUUUCUCUUAGAGGAUGGCAAAAUGCCUUUGCCCAGUGUCCCUAUUUUAGGCAUCUUUUCCUUCCUUAUUCCUUCCAGUUAAGGUGCGUCCUAGACACAACUUCCCAUCAGCUCUCCCCUUUGCAAAUGAUCACUCCUCUUUUCUAAACCCUUUUCCUGUUCAGACCCAUACAGGAUUUGCAAGGGUGAACUGAUUCAUACAUACAAAUGCCCCUUGUUUAUCUGUGUCUUCUGCAAACUAAUCUCAUGAAGAAUUCUGGUGUGGAGCCAGGGUAGCUGAAGUUUGGGUCUGGGAUGGGAGAUUGGCCAUCAGGCCUCCUGAGAUCCCAGCUCCCUUCCACCAAGCUCAGCCUUGUUUCAUGGCACAGAGCACACCUGACUUCCUUUGGGCCUCAGUUCCUGCCCCCCCACCCCCAGCCCCAUGAAGUGAAAAGAAUACUACUUUUCUUGUUGGUCUAGCAUUGCCAGACCUGAAGUGUAGUCAUAAUUGUUGUAUUGGGUGAUGUUUGCAAAACUGCAGGAGCUCACUGCCUGUAAGAGGAAAUACGAGAGAAAGUGGAGGAGAGGGACACAAGGAGUAAUUAUUUGGUAUAGAUCCACCCAUCCUAGCCUUUCUCUCCUCAGUCCCUGCUCCUCAUGUUUCUGAUUUGGUGAGUCCUUUGUGCCACCACCCAUAAUGCUUUGCAUUGCUGCAUCCUGGGAAGGGGGUGUCCGGUCUCACAAGUUGUUGUCAUUGUUUUUUUGCAUGCUUUCUUAAUAAAAAAAAAAAGAAUGUUUACAGUUUUA